Molecule: messenger RNA, 1194 nt
Organism: Protomyces lactucae-debilis
Lineage: Eukaryota; Fungi; Ascomycota; Taphrinomycetes; Taphrinales; Protomycetaceae
Product: putative dicarboxylate carrier protein
Exons: 2
Coding region: 292-1134 (280 amino acids)
Biological process (GO): phosphate ion transmembrane transport; oxaloacetate transport; malate transmembrane transport
Molecular function (GO): oxaloacetate transmembrane transporter activity; antiporter activity; thiosulfate transmembrane transporter activity
Source: RefSeq, a predicted model, not a curated record
UCGACCACCACAAGUGCGUCAACCAGCGCGGCAAGGACUUCGAACCAUGCAAGCACUUCUUCAAGGCUUACCAUGCACUUUGCCCCAAUGAGUGGCACCAGAACUGGGACACCCUCCGCGAGAAUGGCAACUUCCCUACCGAUCUCGAGUAGAUGCCCGUAGCAAAUCGACCUCUGUGGCUUGUUUAUUUUGUCUUUAUACUUAUCCUUGCUUCCGUCUUCUGUCUUCAGCGAUGUCUCCAGCACUAUACACACACCGCAUGUUUAUUGACCCUCUACUCGCCAUGCAUCAAUGAAGGACAAUGUACACUACCCCUUCUACCUUGGCGGCACCUCCAGCAUGAUCGCCGCCGCCUGCACACACCCACUCGACCUCGCAAAAGUCCGCAUGCAAAUGUCGGGUGACCAUGCAACGGGUUUCCUCCAAACAAUCGCCCACGUCGCCCGCAAGGAAGGUCCACGCGCCUUGUACGCGGGACUCUCGGCAUCACUCUUGCGACAAGCAACUUAUUCUACGACUCGCUUUGGUGUCUAUGAGGAACUCAAAGCACGCGUAACAGAUCCGUCAUUCGGUGCACUCGUUGCCAUGGCGAGUCUUUCUGGACUCGCAGGUGCGAUUGUAGGGAAUCCAGCAGAUGUCUUGAAUGUCCGUAUGCAAAACGACUUGACCCUGCCACCGGACCGGCGGCGGAAUUACAAGCAUGCGUUGGACGGACUCCGUCGUAUGACACAGGAAGAAGGCAUCGCUAGCUUAUUCCGUGGUGUAGGCGCCAAUGGUGCACGCGGUGUUCUCAUGACUGCCUCGCAACUCGCUUCCUAUGAUCUCUUCAAAUCGGCACUCCUUCGGUAUGGGGUGUUGAAGAAGGAUAAUCUAGUCUGUCACUUUUCUGCCAGUUUUCUCGCUGGCUUCGUGGCAACAACCGUGUGCAGUCCCUUUGAUGUCGUCAAGACCCGCAUCAUGUCUGCAAAGGGUGAUGCUGCCAUCUUGACGGUUGUCAGGGAGGCACUUGCAAAGGAAGGGUAUGCCUUCAUGCUACGUGGAUGGGGUCCGUCAUUUGUGCGAUUGAUGCCACAGACUGUCAUUACAAUGCUUGUCCUGGAGCAGCAGAAGAAACUGUACAGGGCAUUGAUGUAGAAGAGAUAGCUGUAGACGAGAAGCGAUGACUAGACAUGCAACAGGGAUUGCCUCCAGGGA